Molecule: messenger RNA, 1296 nt
Organism: Myotis davidii
Lineage: Eukaryota; Metazoa; Chordata; Mammalia; Chiroptera; Vespertilionidae
Gene: SEPTIN14
Product: septin 14
Exons: 9
Biological process (GO): cytoskeleton-dependent cytokinesis
Cellular component (GO): cell division site; septin ring; septin complex
Molecular function (GO): GTP binding; GTPase activity; molecular adaptor activity
Source: RefSeq, a predicted model, not a curated record
AUGGCCCUCUACAACAAAGAUUAUACAGCCUCAAAUGUCAAUAAAGCUGAGCAAAAAGAAGAGAAUAUCCGUUGCUUAACUAUGCUUGGUCAUUUUGGUUUUGAAUGUUUGCCUCAUCAGUUGGUCAAUAAAUCUAUUCAACAAGGAUUCUCUUUUAAUAUUCUCUGUGUGGGGGAGACUGGACUCGGAAAGUCAACACUGAUCGACACAUUGUUUAAUACUAAUUCGAGAGAAAAAAAAUCCUCACAUUUUUGCCCAAAUGUUGAACUUAAAAUUCAGACAUUUCAACUCCAGGAAAGCAACGUUCAGUUGAAAUUAACUGUUGUGACUACAGUGGGAUAUGGUGAUCAAAUGAACAAAGAAGCCAGCUACCAACCAAUAGUUUCCUACAUAGAUGCUCAAUUUGAGGCCUAUUUUCAAGAAGAACUGAAAGUUAAACGUUCCUUUGCUGACUACCAUGACACGCGUGUCCACGUGUGCCUUUACUUCAUUGCACCCACGGGGCAUUCUCUGAAGGCCCUGGAUCUAUUAACCUUGAAGACCAUUGACAGUAAGGUGAACAUUAUACCACUGAUUGCCAAAGCAGAUACAAUUUCUAAAAAUGAUUUACAGACAUUUAAGAGUAAGAUAAUGAAUGAAUUGAUUAGUAAUGGCAUCCAGAUAUACCAGUUCCCAACAGAUGACAAAACUACUGCUCAGAUGAACUCCUCAAUGAAUGUAAGCUUCUAUUUAAUGCUAAUUCUAUUUUACCUGUGGAAAUCAAAUAUAAUUUAUAAGUAACAAUACUAUCCUCAGCUGGUUCUCCAGGUUGAUGUGGAAAACGAAAAUCACUGUGACUUUGUUAAGCUUCGGGAUAUGCUUCUUUGUACAAAUACGGAACACCUGAAAGAAGUAACCCACGCUAAGCACUAUGAAUGCUACAGGCACUGCCGACUGCAGAAGAUGGGCUUCACUGAUGUGGGCCCAGACAACCAGCAGCUGAGUUUUCAAGAGAUCUAUGAAGCCAAAAGAAAGGAGUUCCAUGAACAAUGCCAGAGGGAAGAAGAAGAAUUGAAGCAUAAGUUUAUGCAGCGAGUUAUGGAGAAAGAAAUAGCAUUCAAAGAAGCUGAAAAAGAACUACAGGACAAGUUUGAGCGUCUUAAAAGAAUCCAGCAAGAGGAGACAAUAAAACUUGAGGAGGAGAAAAGAAAACUGGAUGAAGAAAUCAUGAAUUUUUAUAAAAUGAAGGCUGACUCUGAAAUAUCACAGACUCAGGGUUGCGCCAAUAUAAAAAAGGAGAAAGAUCGUAAGAAAUAG